GUGCAAGACAGAAACGUUCACAGAAAGGUUGCUGCAACUGUUGAAGCAUUAGAAAAAUUGUAUGCUGAGCGAAAAUGUGUUAUAAAUGGUAGGAGAUCUUACAUAAGCUCAAUAGUGAGUAAUUAUGUCUGCCUCUAAAGUUAGCUUAUCAUAUGAAAUAAUGAUACGAAAAUGAAAAUUUUGACUGCUCACGUAGAUCUUUAUAUUUGAAUACGACUUUUUUUUUAAAAUUCAACCAUUAUAAACGUCAGAGAAAUUUUUUUUGCGAUUACUUCUUUCACAUUAAUUCAUUGAGAUGAUUUUACAAGUUUUUUGCAUUCAUUUUGCAAGACUUUUUUGAUGGCAAUCAUAAGUUAACGUGGCAGGAAAUUAAUUAAUUUUUAGUUUUAGACAAUAGUGUGAAACAAUUGCUGGAAGUUACUGACAUGUACAGAUCGAGACUUCCUGCAGUUUUUUUGGAUGUGCGAAACCUAAUGCUUGGUAUUCUUUGUUGGGGGGGGGGGGGUACUCCUGGGAAUUCUUGCUAGGGGUGGGCCAUGCAGUUUCCCAAAUCCUGACCCUAUUUCCACACCUGUUUUCAGACCAGAUCUCUAAAAUCCAUCCCUGUUUUCAUACCUGGCCUUUAGGUAGAAAUUAUGUCAUCAUUACUUACGGUAGAGCUCAAACAAAAAAAAUUCUUCAAAUCCAUUUUGAAUUUACCUAUUUCCCUUUCCUUCUUUGAAACAAUAAAUUAAUACAUUCAUACACUCCCAUAGUUCCCUCGAAAACCAUACCUGAUUCCAGACCAAAAUGGGCAAAAUUUAUCUAUACCCAUUCUCAGACCAAAAAGGCCCAAAAACCCUAUCCUUUGGGGUGGCACAUACCUAUAUGGUGAAUGUGAGGGAGUAACCCCGCCCCUCUCACGCCUUAUUCAUGAUACCCAUCUUUGCACACGCUUAAGGACUGAACGCAAUGGUCUAAAAAUGAUGCGAUAUGGUUUCACAGGGAGCAAACAAGUCAUAAACUUUGCCAAUUCACAGUCAAGUUUGUCUCUCCUGGACAACAAAAAAGGAAGAACUUUCCAUCUUAGAGACAUUUGCAAAUUAUGGGUGGAGGUAAUCAUUGUUACCUUUGUGGAUGCAGUAGUGACCAUAGAUGUCCUCACAGCAAGCAAUAAUGAUGUAAAGUUAACUUGUCGAAACGCGAACUGUACAUUUUCCCAGGGGGUACUACAAGUGACGGAGAUGAUCUAAGAUUUUUUUGAGUUUAAAAGUUUUGAUUCUGGGAUUUUUUUGGGCAGGAAAAUUUGGCAAGUAUUUUUUUGGGUGGCUUGAUUUUAGUAGGGAUUUUUUCAGGUAUUCAAAACAAUCUGAAGAUUCAUGGUAGUGCCCAUGUAUCCUAGCCGUGUAUUUCUGCAAAUAAAGUACAACGAAACUUGUUUUGCUUUCUGGAAAUGUUUAAGGCUUGGAAAUUUGGCAUGGAAUUUUUUUGAGGCUAAUUUUUGGUCCAGUUAUUGGGUACAUUAACAAAACUAAAUUAAUGUCUUCUUGUUUUGAGAGGAUAAACAAACUUGAUGACAAUUGCUAGUAUUAGCAAUUUUUAUUAUUUGUUUCUGUAAAGAUGGGGGGUACUGUAAAUAAGGUCUAUUGUGUACACAUUAAGGAGUAUGGUUUUUAAUAAAGAGCUACUUCAAUUUUAGAUCUCUAGCAUGUCUUUGAUUUAGAUUCUUAACUGCUCAACCUAAUGCAUAAAUUAUCAUACCAUAUUAAUUUUCUUUUUAACAUUCUUAUGCCUCAAACUAUAAUUUAUUAAUUUGAAGUCAUAAACAGGCAUAUGUUUGGAGAGAACAAAAUUAUAUAAUAUAAUAUAAAAUAAUUAUAAGAUAUAUAAUAUUCGGUACCUGGAAGAAGUUCCAAUUUAUGGACCUUUGAUACACUAUUUAAUUCUCCUUUCAAAGCCGAGCAUUUUAUUUUUAAAUUAAAGGGAGAAUUAGCAGCUCAUUAGUGGUCAUUUAGGACUAUAUUCCUUACACCCGGCCCUCUUCAUUAAUGGGAUCAAAUUUAUAACUUAGGGCCUGUUUACAUGGAGUGGGGGACCCCGGUCUAGUGGGGUUGGUUUCUUUUGUUUUCAUGCUCUGGGGGACACAAAACAAAAGAAACCUACCCCACUAGACUGGGAUCCCCCACUCCAUGUAAACAGGCCCUUAUUGGUUAUUUCAAGUGACAUGUUCAAAUUUCAUAGGCCUGGGACAGUUUAAGAUGCAGAGCAAUCUAUUAUUGUUCUGCAUAUUUUAUCAGUCCAUGAAAUUUCAGUAAAAAUUUGCCCUUGGAAAUCAAACCAGGUUUCAUGUUAUAAUAGAGAUGUAAAAUGACAGGUGACAUUUUCGCUGAGAAGAUUUGGUUCUUUUUGGCCAGAUAUAUCGUGGUCAGAAAAUGGCUUGAUUUGCUUCAAAUGGCGUUUUGACAAAACUUACCGGGGAGUGAAUAUGUUUUAGUUCACUAUAUAUCUUAUGGUACAGGCCUCAGUUCUGCAGAAAGGUGGAUACUGAGUGCUAUUUACCGGACAAAUUUGAUCCAGUGGAUAGGGAACUUGGUUUCCAAAAUGCGCUUAUUGUAUAGCCAUUUGUCUGGUGGAUAAAUCCAGGUUUUGAACAACUGAAGCUUUUUUAUAGUAUCUGACAUCCUCAUGUUCUUUCACAGAUUGGAAGGUAAUUUCCUUUGUUUUUACUUCAUGAAUUAUUAAUAAGCUUCUCUUUUCUUUUUCAGAGUCAACAAAUCCUACUGUUGUAGAUGAGCAAGCAAUCUUUGCCAACAAUGAACUUGGCAUGCGACACAUUGAUGUUUAUGGAUUUGACUAUGAUUAUACGCUGGCCUCUUAUUCCACUGCACUACAUUUUCUAAUUUAUGACUUAGCUGUAAAGGAACUGAUUUCUACUUAUGGGGUAAGAAUUUAGUUGAAUUUAUAUGAUUGUUUUAUUUAAGAAAGGAGAAGCUCCCAUCCAGAACAUUCAGGAAAAGCAGCUGUAACACCAACUCCCCCUUAAAAAAGUUGUUUCACGAAGAUACUUAAUUAUUCUAGAUAUCCUAAAACAGGUUUUUGAAUCAUUUGGGAAGAUCCUUGUUUGGUAACCCUAAAGACAGGGCAGCUGCAAAAGAGUUACUCGUAGAUGCUUCCUUUUGAUUAAGUCCAAACCUUAAUCUUCAGAGAUUCCAGGGACUAUUUAUGUUCCAGAGCACUGUUUGACCACUUCACCAUCCCUACAUAGCAUAUACAGUUUAACCUCCUUCAUCGGGGAUGGGUGGGGGGGAGGUUUAGGGAAGUUUGCAUAGAUGAAGAGCUUCUUAUACAAGAAAAAACGUUUUUGAGGCUAUGCUGUGAGGAAAAUUGCAGGGAGCACACCCUUCUAAGCAUGAACCUGUGAAAUCAAUGGUUGGCCCAGCAUUGGAUUUGUAUGAAAAAGCUAAAAUUUCCUAGUCGCUCAAAUUAAGCAAAAGUAAGGGGCCUUAAUGUGCAAACCAGCUACUGCUAGAGCACAGCCCUGGAUUUGUUUAAACUGCCCCUGUUGGUUGUCUGUCCCAGGUUUAAACCCGAAGCCCAUCAUCUCAACAGUGUCAACUGUGCUGUGCUAUGUUUUACUGAAACAAAAGCAAAGUACAAAUAUAUAAUUAAAAAAAAAAAAACAGUUGGUAAUGCCUGAUUUCAAUACCUUUAGUAUCCUAGAGGAAUCGAGGAAAUGAAAUAUGACCCUGACUUUGCCAUAAGAGGACUUCAUUUUGAUACAAGUAGUGUAAGUAUUGACCAAUAAUAAUUAACAUUAACAACUUAGUAUUGAUUAUUAACCCUUUAAGUCCCGUGAUUGACUAACUACAGUUUUCUCCAAACAAUAUCAAUACAUAAUCAAGAGAAAAGGGUAUAAAAACAAAAUUAAUAAACCAAUCAUUUACAGGAAAAUUGAUUGAUCUGUUAUCAAUUUCUACCAGUCACUUUUAAGAAUUUGUAACUGGAUUUUGGGGCUUAUGGAGGGUUAACAGACCUCUAUGAGGAAUUGAGCAAAGAAAGAUCCAUCAAGGGAACUUUGCAACCUAAAUCACAGGUUUGGUUCUAGAAAAGGGGGAGGUGAGGUUUGAAUCCUCCAUGGAGGAUUGGGGAUAUUUUCUGGAGCAACACGUAACUCCAGCUAAAACCUAGAGUUUUUUAAUAUACUGAAGAAGAAAAUGAAUAAAUAAGCUAUUUAGCCCCUAUAGAGGCAUGAUGAGGUUUCCAAGUCAAAUUAUUGUAGUUAUAUUUUGUGCAGACAAUGAUAUUUGGUUAUGAUCCUUUAAUGUUGCCAGUGUUGUUAUAAUUAGACAUUUAUUUUAGUUGUCAUACAUCCUCUGUAAAGGCUGGUUUUCACCAGUGAUGAAGUUGGAAUGUGACUUGUAAGCAGAGUCAUAAGAGCACUUAUGGUCUAGUGAAAAUCAAAAAUCGGAGUGGUAAGUGGCGUCAAAAGUGUGACAGAAUCGGAGUCAGAAGAAUCAGAAUGUUUCCAUUUUCCCCUGACUCCGCUUACAACCCCCAUCGCUUACUUUAAUAUGUGAAAACUAGAUUGUUGGAGUCUGAAGCAGAAGCAGAAGGAUAAACCAAUCACAAUGCACAUUCCUACGCUUUGUGAUUGGUUGUCAGUUCUUUCCCUUCUGCUUGCGACUCCGAUGACCCAGUUUUCACUUGAUCGUAAACGACGGAGUCAUAAGCAGAAUCAGAAUGUUGUUUUCAAGUUGUACACUUCUGAUUACGCCACUGACUCAGACUCUGUCCUUAGUGAAAACCAGCCAUAAGCGCCCCGGAGGCUUAUCUAUUUGACGUGAGGGGAGAUAAUUUAAUUUAGCGACAAUAAUGUGACAGUUCUCCAUGAAAAAGUGAAUGCAAAGUGGCAAUCCCCAGGUACAUGAAGUUGGGGGGGCGGGGCUUAAUAGAGAAUUUAUGGUAAUAUUUUUUGACUGAGCAGCUCUCAUUUUUUUUCACAUUAAUUGUAAGAUUGUGGUAAACAUGAGCUUCUUGUUGGUAACUGUCAGCUCAGUCACUUGCUGGUUUACUUGUAGGGUUUCCUUCUUAAAGUUGAUGCCUUUCACAACAUAAUGUUAGGUUCUGUUUACAGGUAUGUUUAUUGAACACUGUAGCUACUUUAUUAUUGCAUUAAAUUAUUUCAUGUGGUUGCAUACUAGAAAUACUCAUGUCUGCAACCCACAGAGGGACAAGGGGCCAUUUGAAAUGUAGAAGAAAGAUUAGCUAGAGGGUGCCAAUUUUUCUUAAGUGAAGUUUGAAGCUCAACUAAAGGAAGAUGUUUUAAGAGUGGUAGGAUGAAGACGUCAGAUGAUUCAAACCAAAGUCUUCAUAUAUUCUUGAGCAGCACCUUUUAACAGUGAAAUGUUUCACUUUUUCAGGGGAUUACAGCCAGUGCCCAAUGAAGAAGUAUUUAAAAUUUAUGAAGGAACACAUCUUGCUAUAACAAAAAUAAACCCCUCAAAUUUCCUCAACGUAAGUUCAAAUGAGAAAUUGAAUUUUUCACUCUUUUUGGGAACAGUUAGAAAACAAUGAUGAUAAGUAAUAUUUAAGACAGAAGACAUAUACAUGUAUUUAUUAAAAUAAUGAGAUAACAUUAAAUUAUUUUUUCGAUAUACAGGUUUAAAAUAUUUGUCAUUGUAAAUGUCAUUUCAUAGAAAAAAUGUCAGAAUGCUUAGAACUCAGAUUUUUCAGCUAUUUAAAUGUUAUAUUCUUAGGCUUAUUUCAGACUAAGGGCCGGGUAAAACUCACAAAAAAAAAAUGAAAAAAAUGCAAUAAUUAUUGUAUUGCAGACACUUGACAUAUUAUUUACGAUUGCAUUUUUUCCAUGGAUAUCAUUUUCUGUAUAAUUAUGAAAUUAUUAGAAAAUUAAUUUUAAACUUUUUUAGGCUUUAGUGUAAUUUCUACUUGGGACUGUGUUGCUCAGGUAUUAGGGACCUUAAGAUCCAAUGAUAGCAAUGGCAAUGAGAAUGGUAAAAAAGCAAUUAAUAUAGGUUUAACAUUUUUGCACCUGCACUAUGUGUCAUUUUAGGGUCCAAGAAGAACUAUGCACCAUAUGAUUGAUCUGUUCUCUUAUCCUGAAAUGGUCCUCUUAUCUAAUGUUAUCGAGGUAAAGCUAAAAAGUUGAGAACUUUUCAUCUGUUACUCAACUAAGUUUUGAGAGUUAAAUCACAUUAUUUGUAAAUAUUUAUAUUUUUCUUGUAAAACUGAAGUUAACACAGUUUGCAGGGGAAAGUAAUUAAUGACAAGCAAAUAUUUACUAUGAAAUGGCCAAGCUAAAGCAGUGGGUGCCUUCUUACACCCUCCUAUCAUUUUCUUAUACCUUUCAUUCAGCUUUUGCACAUCCAAAUCAACUUUUAGAAAUAAUAGUCUUUGUGUAGCCAAAAAACGAAAAAACAAACCAAAGUGCCUGCUGCGUAAGCUAGCUGAAGACUGGCACCAUUCCUCAAGGCUUUAUCAGCAUAUGCCAGUCUUCUGGCUCUUCCCUCACCCACCCUAAUACCUAUCUCUCCCUUGUACACCCACCUUCUUUGGUAUGACCAGGGUACAGUGGAACCUGGAUAUAAUGAAGGGCCAAGGGACUGGCAAAAUUUGUUUGCUACAACGAGGUUUCAGCAUAUCAAGCUUUUUUUUCAUAUAUUUUACUAUUACUGGGGUAAAGAGAAUCGUUCGUCAUUUGGAGGACUUCAUUAUGUAAAGCUUCACUAUAUCGAAGUUCCACUGUAUUAAUUUCCCAAGUGAGUAAGCAUUUUGUUUAUGGAGAUGUCAAGCAGACUUUCCUGAUUUCUAUUGGUUGCCCAACUUCUAGAAAUUUUAGUUUUUAAGUGAAAAAUAUCAUACUGGAAUUUUCUAUUCAUUAAUAAAAUAAUAAAUAUAACAAAUAAAUAAUUAUUAAAUAAUAAAUAGUGCAUACUGCUACUCCUCUUUAUAUAUAUUUUUUGUUAUGUAGUUUUUUCAGCAGAAAGGUAUUCCUUAUGAUCCUGAGUAUCUGUUCAGAGACUGUCAGGUUAGUUUAUAAUUUUUCACUUCUAAUUUUUGCAGGUGUAGCAGUGGGUUUAAGACAACAACUGCAAAUCUUGCUUUGAAAUCCAGCCUGUAAAGGACUUUACAGCAAGACUCUUGUCAUGCUUUAACUUGUUACCCCCCUAAGACCUGAACAAUUCACUCCUAUAUCUAAACCUAGACACUAGACUAUUAUUUGCGUUAUUAGUAUCAAUGACAAAUUCAGUUCAUGUGACCCAAUGGAGUCACGCAAGUCUUCUAAUAUCUUGGUUACAUGAUUAAGCUCCUUCUCCUCCUUCUGUUACAAAAGUUUGCAUUUCCAGUGUGUCAAUUAAUUUAAUAUUGUUAAUGGUGAUGGCAAUGAUGAAGACUAUGAGCAGUCUCUUUUUUUUCAGUUGUAGUGAGGGGACUUCAUGCACACACUAGACAUGAGAAACAAGGGUGGCCUCUCACGCCUCUAAUCAUGCUAUUGGUCUUUUUUAUGUUUCGCUCAAUGGACUAAAGAAAAAAGAGACUGCUCAUAGUCUAGUGAUGAUGAUGAUGAUGAUAAUGUAAUGUUCAAUGUACGGUGUUAUGGCUGCAGUUAUGUUUUGAGUGUCUUAUCUAGCUUUUUUUCUUUAGCAAGCUGUGGAAGCUGUUCAUAAAUCUGGAAAGAUGUAUCAUGCAGUCAUAAGUGACAUAGGUAAACCUCUUUUCAAUGACUUGUUUAACUUAAAUUUCUGGAAAUUUUUAUGGUGAAUAACGAGUGAAAAGGACAGAGAUGGAACUUUGAUAACCUUCCUGCAAGCGUAAAAGUCUGAUAAUAGUGCUGGCAGAGUAAAGUUAGGUUAUAGCUCAUUUCUGAUGCAGGCAUUUUACAGGGAAUUGUAUGCCUUCAAUACAUAACUCCGGAAUUUUGGGGGAAUUUUAGACAUCAAAAAGAAUUUUAGAAAAUCAUGGGAAUUUUCGGGAAAAAAAAUUAACCAAUUCGAGAAUUUUAGAGCAAUUUGAACUUUCACUUGACAUCUUGGCAACAUUUCACAGGCAAACACGUUGACAAAACGUUUUUGUUUGUAUUCCAACCUACCAAGAGAGGUGUCAGACUGUUCAUAUCCUACAUAUACCGUCACAUAUACCAGUGUCUAGAGCAAUGAGCACAGCGGUUUUUCAUCAGAGUCAUCUACACUACAACUUAUCAGCGGUUAUUCAUCAAAAGGGGACGUACAACUCAUUGUUUCUUGUUGCUAUAAAAAAACCCCGAAAUUUUUAAGAAUUUUCGGUAAUUUUAGAGAGUUUUUGGAGAAUUUUAGACAUUUCUAAAAGAAUUUUAGAGGUUUUUGCGGGAAAUUCCGGAAAGAAUUUUAGACAAUUUUUCGGGAAUUAUGUAGCUAAGCCUAACAUUUGUUCAUUGAGCGUAGAAGACUACAUGCAGUUGUGGGAAUUCUAAGAACUUUUCGUCCGCCAUGUUUUUACAGAAGAAGCAGCAUACGUACUAGGCAAGAAUCGAGUACGCCGGCCGAGAUGUUUAGCCUUUUACCCGUACCAAAUCAUAAUUUCACAUCGUUUAGCACGGUACAAAAACGGACGUGUAAUUGAGUAAUGAAUACUGUUUUUUUGGUACGCGUACUACUUCUAUCCGAACCGUGUCAGAACUUUUCUGCCGUGUAAAAGGUGCUUUUAAAUCAAAUUCAUGACUCGGCCCGGGUAAGUCAUGGAGGACACGCUGGAAUUCAAGGUUUUUUUUCAAGCCCCAUUCUGUUGUGACAGUUAAACUGGGGACAAGAGCCAAUAUCUUUGGCAUUUAUUUCAUGUUUUUUGGGGACUUUUGUUCCGUUGACAAAAUACAGUGCGGUAUAUUAGUGGUGUGUUUAACAGCUUUUAACUAUCAUUUUUAUUUUCUUUUUUCAUCAGGUUCAUACUUAGAGAAAAGUUCCCGUCUUGGAGAACUGCUUAACAGACUUGUCUCGUCUGGGAAAAUGCUGUUCUUGAUUACCAACAGUGGCUAUGAGUUUGUGUAAGACUAACGAAUUAAUCUUUAUACUCUGAGUAAGCACAGCAAGCCGGAAGAUAUACGUUACCGGCUCCAUCCGCUCAUCGCAGCGCGAUGGGUGGUUACUUAGUCCUGUUUAUUUCAUGUUCUAAUGACAAAGGGAGGUAACUAGUUUACGACUCGCCUGACAGCCUACAAGACCAGACUGACUACCUAAACAACGUUUUUAGUAAAAACAUCUACAACGCUCAUAGUAACACUGAUUCCAGCACUCAGACCAACGUCAACUUUGGACCUGUUACGACGGCGACUAUACCGUAUAUCAGAGGCACCUCUGAAACUAUCGCACGUAUUCCACAACCUAAAGAAAAAAAAAAUACGCGUUGCUCACAAACCGAUAACCAUUUCACGACGGCUACUUACUAAUGUUAAGGACAAAGACAAACCGGAGGAAAGACAGGGAGCAGUAUACAAGAUCAACUUCCGCGACUGACGGGCCACUUACAUUGGUGAAACCGGCAGAAACCUUAGCUCGCGACUGACUGAACACAAACGAGCGACAAGAAAUAUUGACGUCAACAAUCACAUUGCUGAGCACCGUUAAGUGGCAGAUGACCAAUAACAUCGCGAUUUAAUUGACCAAUCACGUCAAUAACCACGGUAUAAUACCAUCAUUUGACGUGAUACAACUCACUCUGACGCUGAAGCUGACUACCGCGUAGGUUGUCGAAACGUCAGUCACUGUCAACAACAACAGUCCUAUUUAGGACUACGUUCACCCGGACGAUCAUACUCAACUUACUUAUGAAUUAAAGGGAGGCAUUCUUUUACAUUUUACAACGACCACAGACAGAAUACUAAAAUAAAUGCUUCAAACUUUCGAACAAAAGAGAAAUACUGAAAAGUAAAAGAAAGCCCAGAUAGAGAAAACUGAAGAAGACUUAAACGGAUUGUACUUUGCUUGUUUACAAGUUCGUUACUGUUUGUAUCAAGGUGUCACUUAUAGUGCUCGGAAAUCGAGUCCAUUUGAUAUGUUGGAAUGAUUUUGUCAAUUUAAGGCGUUUCUUUUAAAAGCUCGUAGGUCAUAAGGGACUUGUUAAAAAGUAUAGAGGGGAGGGGGAGGGGGGUGGUCCGGAGCAUUUGGAAAUGUAGUUGGUAAAAGAUACAUGGCCCAUCCCACCCAUGACACGAAAAUGACUGUAUUAAAACAUGGUUUUUUGGUUUUCUCUUAAAAUUCCAAUAAAACCUUGUUCUGUGUAUUACAAAAUCAUAAAUCUCUAGCCUAUUGCGUCGACUCGUAAGUUCGUGAUAAUGUGAAACGUGACCUAAGAGUUUUCCACUUUCUUUCGCUUUUUUUGGAAGGCACUAUGGAACACUUUAUUAAUGUCUGAAGCUUGCUCUUCUCCGUUGUGACCUGUUUUUGAAAUGGGCUGGCCCACUUGAUACCCUUUCUUGCCUGCGUGUGCGCCGGUUUUCCAUAACAAAAUACGGGUUCGUUCCUUAGAAGGGCUGACCGUUAUUAUUUGAUUUUACCCCGUAAUGCCGAUAGCUGUAGCUAGCAGUGGAGACGAGAGCUUCUGGCGGGGGUGGGGGAGUUUCAGCUGCGAAAAUACUGAUCCACAUCAAAAUAGCGGACUGACAGGGCAAACAACUGAACUAUUCACCCUGUUUAGGCGUCAAGCGAAAUCCCUGCAGCUUGCUUUUGCUUAUUUAGUCAUAGAAAACUCAAAGUACUUGUCUGAAUCAUAGCUAUAACUAUAGUAAUGUGAUAUUGCGUAUUUGUUUGACUUGACAGGAAAAAGGGUAUGGACCACAUUGUUGGCAAAGGAUGGCGCGAUCUGUUUGAUGUUGUUAUAACAAAGGCUCGUAAACCUUCUUUUUAUCAUCAUCAGGCAUCAAGGUUUGUUCCUUUAAGUAUGUAGCAGACAUAUAGCUAACAUAGCUGAUCUAGGUUGUUUCAUGGUUCAUAUUUGUAUUAUUUCUGGCUUAUUACUAGGAUGAGGUACAUCGUAGGCAUCUUGUUAACCGCCUCUUUUUAGCCUAAUUGACUGGUGCCUGGCUGUGGAACGGUGGUCCGUGGGUUUUUUCGGCGGGAAUGAAACUCAGGAUCUUUAAUAACUGACGGAAACACAUUGGUACCUUUGGCCACCUUUACUCUGACAUCUGCUGAUGUUUAGACAUUUAUAGUCCUCUCGGAUAAGGAGAAACAAAGUAACGCCUUUUCUGACAUAAGUGCACCCCGUGGGUCAGGGACGUUGACAAAACACAAGAGAUUGUAUUGUAUUGAGUAUCUCUUACCGCAGCAGGAUUAGCUCAGUCAGUAGAGCUCUUGACUGCAGAGCGGGAGGUCUUUGGUUCGAUUCCCGGGGCCGGACCAAUACUCAGAGUCUCAUACGGCUAGACCUUCGCGUGGCUCGGAUGACCACGUAAAAUUGCGGUCCCGUCUCCAGUAGGAGGCGUAAAAGUACUUUCGUGUUAAAUACAGUGCAUUUUUUCAGUUGAUAUACAAAGCAUUCGUAAUUCAUGACUCCGUUAAUGGUAAACUGCACUAAAAACAGUCUGGUAAUUACCCCCUCCCCCCACCCCUCACACCGAAAUACAGGUUAUCUCUGUAAAGCUCCACGGGGAGCGAAUAAUGCGAUAUCUGUAUUUUUGUUAUGAUCUUACAUGGAUUCUCCUCAUAAUUUGGUUGUGUCGUCUAACUAGUUGUUUUGGUAGUUCUUAUUCUAUCUGGGUCGUGAAGUUUUUCUUUGCUUCAUGUUUGCGAGAUUGUUUGAUUUCUUUUAAGGGUGCGAGUUCCACCUUUAGUCGGCUUACCUAAGUGUAUCACUACAUACUGAGUAGUAUAAAAGUAAGAACAAUCUGUAACAUGACAAUGAAAUUGACUGCCGUUGAUAUUAUGAGACAACAAGAGACUUGUAAAAAAUAAGAGAAAUAAGUUUUUAAAUUUUGCAGGCCUUUUAGAUGUGUGGACACCAGAUUAUAUCAUCCAACAUGGCAGAAGGUUUCAGCUUUGUGUAAAGGACAAGUGUAUAUGGAGGUAAUAAGACACUUCGCCCUGCGCUGUUAACUGUUAACUUGGUUGCUAAGCAACUAGGAAGCAGUUGUUUAGCAACCGAGUAACGCAGUUCAUGUAGCCUUACUUGAGCAAAAGCUUAUAUAGCAUACUGCAAAAGGAACAGUUGUGAGACUUCAUUACUUUGAUCAAACUUGUAGAGAAACGGAAAUGAACAAUGGCCAGAUAACAAUAGGGACCUUUAGAUGUUAUGCACCUAUCAAUGUAAACCCCGUGGGGGGGGGGGUGCGGGCAAGGGGUGGGGAUUUGACAAAUUUUAAAAUUUUUUGAUCAAAUUCCCCAGGGUGGGAAACGAAAGGUCAAUCAAAAGUGUCAAAAAAGCCCCCACCCCAGGGAAAAAAUCUAAACAAACAAUACUAUAAUACUAUAUAAAACGAAUAAAAGAACAUUUCAAAGGUACGUUCUUACUGCUUUUAUUAAAGGUUAACGUAAGUUCCGUUAAAUUACUCGCUGUAAUUAAGUAUUUUCUCUCUCCACUAGCAUCUCUUAUUUUGAACAACAUAAUCACUCCAGGAAGAUGGACCAUGCCAUUACAUUAAUGAAACGUAAAAUGCUCAUCAUGUCGGAACAGGUCGGAUCAGUGACCCGUAAAAAAUACUCUGACUUUCAUGGUAAAAUUCGAUUUCAAUCGAGGUUUACAAUCAGAUGGGAACUUGAAGAUAAAAACUUUCUCAAAAUAAACAUUAGGGCCAUUUAUACGAGGAAAAAUAAGACGCGAAGACGCGAACUUUCCGUAUAAACGGCACAUUUCGUCUAAAAUAAGACGCGGCUUAGCUAAGACGCGUCUUAAAAGAUAAGACAUGCUCUUAUAAAUGGUACAGUUCGCGUCUUAUUUAAGACGCGUCUUAUGUAAGACGCAUCUUAUUUUUCCUCGUAUAAAUGGCCCUAUUAUCUGUUUAGAUAACAGUGUAAAGUAUCGGAUUACCGCGAUUAAAACAAAUGAAAACUUCAUACCUUUCUCCAACAGUGUGACUUUCAGAAAGCCUCGAGGGACGGACCUGGUAACCGCUUCUGAAUUGAUACCAGGCUUCUAUCGGUCAAAGUCAAAUGUCCCGGCCCCGGGGUCGCUUCGCACGAUCAAAAGCCCGACAAGGGGAUAGUCUCAGGCAUCAAAUCCCCUCCCCUUGCCCGCACUCCCCCCUCACGGGAUUUACAUUGAUAGGUGCAUUACUUAUUUUUUCUCGCGUAUUGUCAAAAAAUAGACACCCGAGAAAGCUUCACUGUACUUUUUUCACAUUUUUUUUCUCAGGGUUCGUUUUAUUGAAGUGGGUUAAACCCUCUCCCUGAUCGCAAAAUGAUCAAACACUUACAUUUGAUAACUUAUUCCCGCCACUACGACUUUCUCGCCGAAACUCCUAGUUGAACGACGACGGCCAUUACGUUUUCCCGACGCAACAAGACGGCAGAAAGAAGAGGACGGUAGAACGCUUGUGUGUGACAAACGUGACAGGGCUAUUACUCGUAAUCUUCACUAAAUAUCAUUGUUUUUUAGUCUUUUGCAAAAAGAUCUGUUUAAAGGAAGAUGAAGUUUGAGGCAAUUUUUUUUCAAACAAAAUUAUUGUCACGCUUGUCACACAAGGUUUGCCGUCCCCUCAGUGCUCUCCUGUCCUGUUGCGUAAGUUCACUUAUGACGCUGGUUCACGCGUAAGUACUACCUAGUAUUGAGAAAAUCUCGUCCAUUUUGUCGUUCUCUUAUUAGAGUCUAAAGGUCUUUAAUGCCGUUGGGGGUCCUACAAUUUUAAAUAUUGCAAAUCGUCCACAAUUUUCCUUGGUCUAUGCUUGUAACAACCAUAGAAUUGACAUCAAAAUGUCAGUUCAAAACUCGAGUGGAACUACAUAUAUGAUCACCACCAUCACGUCAUUCCCAUGGUCUGUACUCUCAUCGUCCAUCGCAUUCGACCAAUUAGCUCGCGAGAAAUCAAAGGCCUUUGACCUACUAUAUCGACGUUUAUUAAUGGCGAAGCCUUCUCCUCAGAAAGAAACAUUUUAAAAAUCUAUUUCCACGGUCCGCAGUAUGGUGGACGAAGAGCCGCAUUGUUAAUGUGGUACCACUAAAACCAUAAUCAUAACUGUUUGUUUAUAUUUAUAUUUGUAUUUAUAUUUAUAUUUAUAUUUAGUAUAUACUAAAACAGUGGAUAGUGUUUUUCGCGCGCUCUGAUUGGCUACUCAAAAUCCGGAUAUCAAGUGCUAUUCACUGAUUUACCUCCAGUUCCUCCGAGCAAACGACGCCAAACUCGCGGCUCGGUAAUACACCACUAGUCAGCUUCACUUCGGUGAAUAAUUGUUAUAUAUUUCAGUUUGCCUAAUCUAGGAUCAUAAUACAAUUUAGGAUACGAUCACCUCUACAAUACAGGCAAUGACUCGUAGUUCUUAAUUUUUUGUCUUAAAUCGGAUGUCUAAUUGUAUUUAUCACUUGUGUCUGCUUUUUUAGGGGAAUAUUGAACAGUUUGUAAAGUUCACAGGCUGGUAUGGUCCAAAUGUGCUUUAUUUUGGAGAUCAUGUUUAUAGUGACUUACGGGUAAGAUGAAGAUGAAAGGAGUGUCAUCUCGUGUCUGCAACCAAAGUUUACCGUUAUUCUUUUGUCUUUACCGCUUACGUUUACUUUUAGUCAUCAGUGCAAUCAGUGAACGUACCGGUACUUAUCGUUUCUUCCGCAACAACUUCAUCUCCCCACCAUCCAUUUCACUAUACGUAACGGAAGCCUUUAGUUUAAACGGAACUUCCGUCGACCAUCAAUUUAGCGGGACUGUGAAAUUCAACCAUUUUCUGUGGUGUAUGGGAGCGCCUUAUUAUCCUUUGUACUCUACCCUAUCUUGUUAACUUUUCAAAAUCGAGUUGGCAACUACAAAGGGAAAAUACUUAGCGCUGGUUGGUCUGAAAAGAGAGCAAAAGAAACUUGUUUCAAUCUGUUCUUUGAAACACAAACCUACCACCAAGCCUAAAACACAUUUGAGUCUCUUCAAACCACGCAGAACGAUAACUCAUUAUUUCAACGGAGUUCUUAUUAAUUUGUGGAUAAAUGAAAAACGUAUACGACAAGGUCUGGGUUUCUGAGUAAAUCGAUUUGUAUAUUUAUUUAUUUGUUUAUUUAUUUACAAACUUCGCCAAGUGGCCUAGAACACUCACAGACCAGGCCCCACUGCGAGACUGCGAGGUCCAGAGAAAAAUAUAGUUUUUAAAAUAAUGACAACGCGCAGGUAGAAACAAUAGAAUAAAAAGCAACAACAAACAGGAUAGGAGCAAACAUCGAUAAAUCAUUAUUUGUUGUAAAGGAAUUUAUUCAGGUACAGAAUGGAAUUUCUUGAUGAGAAUCAAUAGUUGAUUAUCACGUGGCUUUCACCUUCACGUGCGUGCGAGCAGCGCUCAUUUUUUAAGUUACAGUGACUUGAUAUACUGCAUUUUAUUUUUAACUUAUUGCAACAUUUUAUUCGUAGGAUCCUGUUCUUCACCAUGGCUGGAGAACUGGAGCCAUAAUUCCAGAAUUAGAGGUAUGUAACCCUUCUUUUUUGUAAGUUGAAAAGAAGAAUUAAAAUUAAGGUGGCGUGACCCGUGUUACGUCAGGAUUCAUCAGGAGGUGCCUACCGAAUCUUGCUGCGGCAGUACAAAAUCAGAUUACAUGUCACAAGUGCAGGUUAGACUUUACAGGUCACUGUGCUCAUGGAAUAAACAACACUAAAAGUGACUGUUUUGUAGUCCUAAUCCGACCCAAUAGAGUCUUAGCUUAAGGGGAAACUGCUUAUCUCUUUUAUUUAUCAGUAGAGCAGUGACCUGCAUUUGUGACCUGUGACCUGUGACCUGUGACGUGUCAAUGUUGCUGUGUGUGAUUGCAUACUCAAGCGAACAAGUCAUACAGCAGUAUUGUUCGCGAUGUAUUUCCCACCUGUUUUUCCGCAUAAGCAAAGUUUCUUUGAAGUUCGUACACCGCAACACAUAAAAGGCAUACGGCAGUCUAUCGUAAGUCACAUAAAGCUGUGUUACUCCCGAAAUAUCUCACUAGAUUCUCUCAUGUCCAGGUUUGCACACAGUUGCAGGGUUGACGUAGACUUCGAGCAGUCUCUCUUUUUUCUUGGUCCGUCGAGCAAAACGUCCGAGACACGCAAAUGACCAAGCGCGUGACUGAAGGCGCGAGAAGGGAUAGGCACAACGCGUAUUUCAUUGGGUCUGGCUAUGUGGGCAGUCUCUCUUUUUUCUUCUCGGGCUGCCGCUAUCGUUCCUCGCGUCUCGCGGCUUCGCCGCUCAACGCUCUCGCGCGCAUGCACUCCCCUUACUAAACCUGAAGCAAAAGAGAGACUGCUCGAAGUCUAGGAUUGACGAUUUUUCUCCCGCUUGCAAAAACCGUGAAAGUUGUAAGGUUGACUGAUACUGACUUGACUAAUUUUCCUUUUUUGGCAAAUUUCUUAUUUUUUCGGCUGCGUGCAAACGUGGAUAUAUGUCACCAGAUUUUGCCCUUAUUAGCACUUUAGUAGCGCGGAGGCAGCGUGGCGGAGCGGUUAGAGCCCUGGACUAUAGCUUGCUGGAUUUGUUCUCGGUAGUCCCGCGUUCAAAUCCUCAGCCACGCUUGUACAAUAGCCAACUGGUUCGCCUCCAAGCUACCUGCUGGGAUUUUUAACCGUGCUAUGUUAUGUCUCAUUUAAUUAAUUGUUUCAUUAUCUCUAAAAAGCCCCAUAAGGGGAGAGGAUAAUUAAGCAUUUUUUACUUUAUUUAAUAUUAUCACUUUUGCAGAGACGAUUUCGUUUUCAGUAUUUUAUCUUUAUUCCGGUCACACUCAAGAAAAAAGCAAUCGAACAAUUCGUUACUCCGUGAUUAUUCCCUUUCUCCCUCCCACUUUUCGUCCUUGGGAGAAAGAAUUGUACAUCUGUGUCCGUCACAGAACAUGCAGCAUUUGUAUUAUGAAAUUACUCUUCGAUUCAUUUAUGUUUUGUUAGAGGGAAAUCAGGAUGGGCAACUCCCCAGAAUUUCAGCGAUCUGUUAUCUGGUUAAGUUCACUUCAAGAUUUUAUCAACCAGCUGAAGGUCAGUGAAUUAUUUCUAAUUAAGUUUAAGAUAAACUUCCUCUAACAGCCGCCUCUUCAUGACUGCCCUUUAUGCCCUUUUUUUUUCAGCAUCUCAAUUGGUCAUUGCGAGGUUUAAAUAAGCUUUGAGUCACAGUGUUGAAUUGCGUUAUGGAACGUUUUGGAGGACGAGUUUUGACCCAUUUUACCACGCAAAGUCGUAAAACCAAUCAAGGAAGUGAUAGUCCCCGGAACAGUCCCAUAAAGUACAACUGGACAAAACUCUAACCUAUUGGCGAUCCCAAACUCAAAAUGGCCAAUUUCGGCCUCACUCCUCUCUACAGCCGUAAAUGGCUACUAAAUUGCGUCCUAACUGCCAAAGGGUACGGAGUUUUACCAACCACGACGAAAAUGGGAACGUCAAAGACAAAAAGAAAUAGGCUUAAUGCACAGUUUGGUUCAUUUCUUUGCCGUCACUGCACGACUAAGCCAUAAAUUUCCGAAUGCGGUGUUUUGCCGAGUACGUGAGCACACGAGGAAACUUUUUUCUUUACGUUUCUGAACUUUAAUGCUCUCCCUAAGCAACCGUCUCAAGGAAAAUUGGCCUGAGUGCGUGAUUUAAGAAGUUUAGUGGGUUGGAAUAAUCUGUAUUGUAAACUCGGUGAAAGUUAGUGUUGUUUUGCUUUUUAUGGUUUCAUGAAAUUGGAUUCAUAUUCUUGUUUUACUUUUUGCAGGCUCUCCCUCAAGGCCCAAGAAAAAGUGAACUGACCGAGGAGUGGAAGCGAGAAAGAAGAGAGCUAAGGUGAGAAUCAUCAGAACGUUUUCAGGCUGGUGUGCGAUUGAGCUGGUCCCCAUUAAGUUUACGUACUUAAUUUCUUUUAGUUUAUAAAAUUUCACCUUAAAUACCAUAAUAAUUGUAAAAACCGGCAGUUGAAACCGUACUCGUACGGGUAGCCGGUAUUUCGAGUGAAGAAACUUCGCAGUGGUGAGGUGGUAGUCCGUUUGUUUGAUCAUAAGUACACACACACUCUCUAUCGACCAUAUUACAACAUGUCAUUACGUUUUACAAUUUUUAUAAAUUGAGCAUGUGGCCGUGGGUUUCUCAAUUCAUCAUUUUCACAUAGACCAUAAUGCACCCUGUCUACCCCCGAAAUUUUACAGAACCAUUGUCUUAGAUUUCUAUUGGAACGACCGUAAUACCCAGGAGAAAUUGGAAACAAUGGUUAUGCAAAAUUUUGGGGGGUAAACAAGGUGCAUUAUGGUCUAUGUGAAAAUUUGGAGGAUAAGGCGACGUUCACGCGGCACAAGACGAAUUUCGACCUGCUAAAAAAUUGGACAGGACACUUUCAAUAUUUUCGCCCUGUUCACACGGAACUAAGCAACCGAGUUGAAUAUUAACCUUUCUUAUCGUGGUUUUCAUUGCUGGCGAGCCUUAUGCGAGCCAGCACACUAUUCUCUUUAAUAAUUCCCUUCAAUAGCGGGAAAAAAGCCAAAAUUUUGUCACAUGUAAGAUCAGGAGCAUGCGCUGUUCAUACUUAUGUGCGAUGACAUCACAUAAAACGCACGUGGACGAGAUCGACAGAUUUCGGGUGCAUUUCCAGAGUGCAAGCAGAUUAUAAACAAGGUGAGCGGUUCCUCGUGAUUCAUCUCACGACGGAAGUAUUUCCAAAUGCAAGUAAGGGAAUGUAAAUAUAUACUGUAUACAUGUAUAUAAACAAGCAGUUACUAAAAGGCCUCGUUUAUCAUCUGCUUGCACUCUGGAAAUUUACUUGAAGGGCUUUCCCCUUUAACACAUCACAAAUUAUACAUGGAAAUAACUUAUUGUUCUUUUACCCACUUUAUUUUUUUCGGGGUUAUUUUCAUUUUAUUUUUAAACUGUUUCUCCGAAUUGUCUUCCAGCUUUGUCGCCAGCAUUUGCCUUCAACUUGAAACUCCUAGUUAUAUGCCUAUGCGCAGAUCGCUUCUUUACUCAGCAAGUCCAAAAUGGCGUCUCCCAGCUGAGUUACCACGCAUCCAUGCCUUUGCUUCAAAACAUUCAAAGGGUCAUGGUGUUCACACCGCGCUGCUCCAAUUUGCGACCGUAAUGGCUAAAAAGUUGACCUAUAUUUUGGCUAGACGGCUAGACGUCUAAAUUUUCGUACGGUCAGAGCGGAACACCUAAACGCAAGAAUUUUCCAAUGGUCGAAAAUUCGUCCGGUGCCGUGUUAGCCUCCCACGCAGACGUUCUUCGCAGACGUUCAGACGUUCUUCUUCGUCACGUGCAGAAAAGGAACCCCUAAGAACGUCUUCGUGGGAGGCUAGUGCCGUGUGAAAUGACGCAGCCUAAAAGUCGUAAGUAGCGAAAGUAGACAGAACUAGCCUGUUCGAGGUUUUUAGAUAGCGGAGAGUAGCGCAAAAUGGAGCCGGAAAGGGAAAAAAAGCGGUUUAGGGGCCGACCAUUUGACUUUUGAGAGGGGGUAUGGGUGAUUUCAGAAAAAAUAUCCUGCAGACUGACUUCGAGCGAAAAAAAAUCGUGCAAGUAAAUACCUGUGGCUUUGUAUGUCAGGGAAAAAAAUUCUAUCAACAGAGGUUUGCGAAAAAAAUUCUUACGCAAAGCAAAUCACCCAUAUCCCCCUCAAAAGUCAAAUGGUCGGCCCCUUACCCAUUUCGCUGCUCACUUCUUUUGGUGCUGUCUCCACUACCUGAACGACCAACCAAUUCACUAUGUUUUGCCUUUUUUUAGAAACAAUUGGCCCGUAGUCGGUCGAAGUUAGUAACGAAAAUAAUAAUAUGGUUGUUGUUUAUCCUUCAGAGAGAAGUUGAAAGCGAUAUUCAACCCGAGAUUUGGCAGUGUCUUCAGGACCUACAACAACUCUACAUAUUUCACGAGGCGAAUGGUUCGGUUUGCCGACCUCUAUAUGUCGUCUGUUGAAAAUUUGCUCAAAUACCCGAGCAACUACACCUUCUACCCGCGAAGAACUGCGCUCCCACACGAGGCAGUGCUAGACUUCCGAACAAGUGGACCACUUCCGGAUCAGAUGUUUCCUAAUUCGUCAAAAUAAAACAGUUCCUGAACUUGAGAUUAGCACCCUUCCAAGUAUCUUCUAUUAAAGUAGGCAUUUUGGGGUAUGGGGAAAGGAUAAUUUCCUUUUUCAUUCUUUCCCAGUCUCCACUGGCGCCCGGCAGUGAUAGGUGAUUAACGCUAUUAAGUGUUUCGACGCCUUUUUACAUUUUGUAAUGUAAUUCCAGAGUUUUGAUUAGGCAUAGUAUAUCUGAUAUAUAUCCUAUGGAAAAUCCAGGAUAUUAAUUUAUAUU
Porites lobata is the source of this 20349-nucleotide messenger RNA. NCBI's taxonomy places the organism in Eukaryota, Metazoa, Cnidaria, Anthozoa, Scleractinia, Poritidae. The record is from the annotation of a GenBank genome assembly.